AUGCCAACAGACACAGACCUUGGGUUCUUCGCAACAGACGUUUCGUUCGCGGAUAAAUCCGCAAUCGUAACCGGCUCCAGUCGCGGCAUCGGACGGGCAAUCGCAAUUGAACUGGCGCGGCAAGGUGCUGACGUGCUUAUCAACUACAACCAAAACCGUGAUGCCGCCGAAUCCGUACAACAGGAGGUUACAGCACUCGGUAGAAAAGCGGUUAUUAUCCAAGCCGACAUCAGCGACUUUGAUGCGCACGAAAGGCUGCUCGACACUGCACAUAAUGCAUUCGGAAAGGUAGACAUCCUCAUCAACAACGCCGGUAUCACCCGCAUCGCCGACAUUCUUGAGGAAACACCAGAACAGUUUGACUUGAUUGUUAACACCAAUCUCAAAGCAACCCACUUUCUGACGCAACGCGUCGCAAACUACAUGGUAGCAAACGAGAUACGCGGAUGCAUCAUCUACACACUCUCGAUUUCCGAUACAGUAGCAUCCGACAACCGAACUGCCUACUGUAUUUCAAAAGCCGGAUUAGAGAUGAGUAUGCGCGCCUAUGCCGGACGAUUGGCAGCGCACGGCAUUAAAGUGAACGGCAUCGCCGCUGGUGUAAUUGAUACCGACCUAUCUCGCGUCCGUAUUCCGGAUUAUGAGGAGGCAGCGGAGAAAGGCUUACAUCUUUAUGGUCCGCUCUGGAACCCCUGA
Messenger RNA from Geodia barretti, 696 nucleotides. Lineage: Eukaryota; Metazoa; Porifera; Demospongiae; Tetractinellida; Geodiidae. The record is from the annotation of a GenBank genome assembly.